Lathyrus oleraceus (garden pea) is the source of this 439-nucleotide messenger RNA. Its product is annotated as calcium-dependent protein kinase 2. Bases 26 to 430 code for a protein of 134 amino acids. The record is from RefSeq and is a predicted model, not a curated record. Gene Ontology annotation, molecular function: calcium ion binding. Lineage: Eukaryota; Viridiplantae; Streptophyta; Magnoliopsida; Fabales; Fabaceae. The transcript is spliced from 3 exons.
AUUUGUUUGCUAAGAACAUCCAUGGAUGAGAGAAGGUGGAGAAGCAUCUGAUAAGCCAAUUGAUAGUGCUGUUCUAUCUAGAAUGAAACAGUUCAGAGCAAUGAAUAAGUUCAAGAAACUUGCAUUGAAGGUUAUGGCUAAAAAUCUAUCAGAAGAAGAGAUUAAAGGUCUCAAGGCAAUGUUUGCAAACAUGGACACUGAUGGUAGUGGCACCAUCACCUAUGAAGAAUUGAAGACAGGUUUGGCUCGAAUUGGAUCAAGACUGUCCGAGACUGAAGUGAAGCAACUUAUGGAAGCUGCCGAUGUUGAUGGAAAUGGGUCGAUUGACUAUCUUGAAUUCAUAUCGGCCACAAUGCAUAGGCACAGACUUGAACGGGAUGAGCAUCUUUACAAGGCAUUUCAGUAUUUUGAUAAGGACAAUAGCGGUUGAGUAUUGCAA